UCUCCCUCUUGAUGAUUACUCACAGUUUAGCUGUUUUUUAUGUCUGCUGCAUCCUUUCAGGUCAAGGCAAUGUGCAGGCGGGUCAGGUGGCAGACGCCAUGUUGGACGCAGUGAUUGAUGUGUUGAACCAAAACCCUUCGAGUACCCUGACAACAGUCCGGAUAAUCAUCUUCCAACAGCAAAUGCUGAAAGACUUCCACAACAGUAUGCUCCAAAGGGAAGCUGGUGAACAGCAGGAAAAAGGCACAUUGUUGUCCUCUUUUGGCCAAAGAUUCAAAUCCUUCUUUUUUGGUCAAAGUGAAGAGAAGCAGAAAAAGGAGGAUGAGAUCUCCAUUGUGCCGGUCAAAGCUGACCCCGCUUGCUUCCACAUCUGCGGCGGCACACAGGCUAAAGUAGAUGCAGCCAAGAAGUGGAUAACUGACCUAAUAGUCAACGAACAAACCAGUACGGCCAUAACUGACAACGUCAUCUUAGACCUGUCAAAGGCAGAAUCUCAGCUCAUCAACGACAUCCAAAAGAAAAUGGGGGUGACCAUCCAAAUGACGAACAUAGACUCCCAGGCUUCGCUCAUCGUGGAAGGACUCAGCAAGGACGUGAUCAAAGCCUUGAGUGAGAUCAGCAAUAUUCUAAAAAACGUUAGGAACAAGCAAGAGUUGGACAAGAAGGUGGAGCUGGCAGGGGCAGUGGCAGACUGGCAGUACCAACUGCAGGGGCAGCCAUUUCAGAGUUUUGAUGCACUGACUAACUACGAGCUUGAGCAUGCACUGCAACAGGAUCAAAAAUCUGUAAACAUCAAAGUCCAGGGAAAAGACUACACCGCCAGCCUACCUGAAGGACCAGCCACAGACAAGAAGGGAAACACUCUCCAAAUUAUACGAAUCGAUAAACUAAAAGGUGA
Oryzias melastigma (Indian medaka) is the source of this 898-nucleotide messenger RNA. RefSeq names its product protein mono-ADP-ribosyltransferase PARP14. Gene Ontology annotation, biological process: negative regulation of gene expression. The record is from RefSeq and is a predicted model, not a curated record. Gene Ontology annotation, molecular function: NAD+ poly-ADP-ribosyltransferase activity; transcription corepressor activity. Gene Ontology annotation, cellular component: nucleus; cytoplasm. NCBI's taxonomy places the organism in Eukaryota, Metazoa, Chordata, Actinopteri, Beloniformes, Adrianichthyidae.